Molecule: messenger RNA, 3248 nt
Organism: Cryptococcus deneoformans JEC21
Lineage: Eukaryota; Fungi; Basidiomycota; Tremellomycetes; Tremellales; Cryptococcaceae
Product: serine/threonine kinase, putative
Exons: 2
Coding region: 77-3085 (1002 amino acids)
Biological process (GO): protein phosphorylation
Molecular function (GO): protein kinase activity; ATP binding
Source: RefSeq, a predicted model, not a curated record
UUUUUCAUCAUUUUCGUCAUACACCCUUCCGCCCACCAUCCGAUUUCCUGAUAACCAGACCAACUCCGCCUCUGUCAUGUCGCUCUUCCGCGACCUGCCCUCUCGCAACCUCAACAUCCUCUCCUCGCCGCCAGAUACAGCAACAACCGCCUCUUCGAUGGCAAGAACAUCCUCCAGUUCUUCGAGGAACGACCUUUUCACCACUUCAUGGCAGCCAGAAAUCCCUCCGCCACGUCCGCUUACCCACGAUAUCCCGAGCACUACUGCAACAGAUGGGCGUGAAGAAGAACCUACGACAGACCCUUUGCAUUUGCUCUCGUCCGCGAAAAUUAGCAGUAAUGGCGUGCAUGCGAACACAAUGCCUUUACCGAUGAAGCGACGCGACUUUUCUCGUUAUGACGCUAAUCAUACCACUCGUCACUCGGUUACUUCAAGUCCUGCCGAAAGUGGACGAAACAGCCCCAUGCUUGUGGAUGAAUUUGGCGUGCCCAAACGGGGACACGUUCCGUCGUCCGUCACAGCACCAACACACCAACGCCCCCACUCACAAACCACGAACCCAAACGCGCGCCAAGGCUCACCCCGCACAUCCUCCUUCUUCGAUGUCGUCCUCUCUACCGAUUUGCCGGCCCCACCACCCGCGCCCCCACGCGCGACACCCACACUCCAUUCGAUGCAUGCGAGCAGUGGGAAUAACUCGCCCAAUAACCUUUCUCGAUCAACAAGUCUUCGUCGAGCACCACCUCCACCACUUUUGCCCCUCUCGCGUACAGGGUCGAACAAUUAUAAUAUUAAUGGUGGUGGCGGUAGCGAUCGCCAAAGGUCGUGGGAAUCUUACACUUCCUCUAUCCCUUCUUCACCUUCCGCUUCGGCAUCGUACGCCACCGCGGAAGAAGAUCCUUUAUCUCCUCUACAUCAAUCGCCACAGCUACCUCCUUCGCGCGCAGGACAAGCAGAUUGGAUCCCGCCUUUACCCCCAGCAGCAGACGACAUCGAACUGCGGCUCGUGCCUAAUUCGACGUAUUUGUUGGGAGAAGGGAGGUAUGCAAAGGUUUAUCUGGCAGCGUAUAAGCGGACGAAAAAGUUGAAAGUGAGGGGUAAAGAAGAGUUACUAGGUCGGAUCCCGCCUUUUGGGCAUUCUUCUUUUACACCUGCCCCGGUCAGAGGAGAAGAUAAAGCUGGAGCGGAAGAGAAGAAGGAGGUCAAUGAAGACGGAGAUGGGCUUGUAGGUGGAGACUGGAAAUUAUGCGCCGUCAAGCGCUUGGCGCCCGAUAGAGAAUCACAGACCAUGGGUUUGCGAGAGGCCUUCUUCUUGAAUCGAUUGAUGGCGACAUCAUCCCUCAGUGGAGACGGCCGACCUGUAGACUUUCCCAAGUCGGGAAGAACGAGAGCAGUCUCCCCUUUGAGGGACAGUUUCGGUCAGACACCUCGCCAAACAAUGAAACAUGCAUCCAGACGCAGGUCACGUAACGGGAGUGUCUACAUUACCAAACUCAUCGCCGUAAAAGAAGAUGUGGAGGGAUUACCACACUCUGCCCAUGUCCGCUCGACGUCCGACGCGAUCAAGAGUCAAAAGACAAAAGCAAGUAAUGGUACACUUACUCGUCAGCGAAGCUCGACCAUGCUGCCCCCACACUCACCAACGACCGCGCCAGUCAACCGUGUUGCCGCCAAAGUCUCUGUCGGGUGCUCCCAACCCGACAUCACCAAAAUUUCAUCCUUUCCUUCGUUCCCUUCACUUGCCCAGGCUAUCCGGCAAGAAUACGCUGCGCCGAGUUUAUCGCGCCUCGUGUUAGUGCUUGAGCAUGCGCCAUUGGGCACGCUGGACAGGCUGUUGCGGACAAGUCCACAGUUGGUUGGCAAGAAACUGUGGGGGCGAUGGGCCAGGGAAGGGGUGGAAGCGCUGGAGUGGGUGCAUGGGAAAGGAGUUGUACAUGCUGAUAUUAAGCCGGGUAACUUGCUCCUCACCACCGACCUCCACAUCCGUCUCUCAGACUUUGGCUCGUCACUCCUCAUUCAUCCAUUUCAUCCACCUACAGAUGGUCUCGGCCUAGGUACUCUGCCAUUCUCACCUCCCGAACUCGUAGACCCAUCAGUCACAUUCUCCUUCCCAGUCGACAUCUUUGCCCUUGGUGCCACUCUUUACCAAUGCAUCACAGGGCGUGAGCCGUUCAGGGGCCUGAGGUCAAUCGAGAUGAUGCACCAUGUCAAAAAGGGUGGUUUAUGGGCGUAUGAAGAGGAAGAGCGUCUGAGCAGGGUAGGCGAACCUCAUCGUGAAGGCAUCCAAGCUGGAACACCUUAUCCUUCGGCAUGGCGAGAUAAUUACUCUGGCUCAACAUCUCAUAUUCUUGCCGCUGGUGCCGGCGUUCGCCGUGCUGGAUCUCUCCGUGUACCGCCCACGCACUCGACCUAUGCGGAAGAACCUCUGCCGCCAGGUCGACCGAGGCUGAAGAGAAUGACAUCUGCAGAGUCGGUGCGUGCCAAUGACGAUGCGGGGAAAUCCGAGUCACCGGCGGGCGUGAAACUGUGGGCGAAAUGGGUCAAAGACGGUGCCGGUGUUGAUCCUGUGACGGCUUUGCUGUCGGAUGCAGAUUUCCCGGCCGAUGCAUCCAAGGCGGGAGUGAGUCUCUUCAGAAGGGACAGUCAGAAUUUGGGAAGGAGUGCGUCCAUCAGAAGCGUUAUCCCCGAUAUGACCUCGGCAAGGGUGUCACCUCCAGCCGAUGCCGCUCCUAGUACUCCUCCAAGCCACCACCCACCUCUGACGCUAACCGUCCAUUCCCCUCCCUCAUCCGCACCUUCUCAUUCGUCACCGCCCCCAUCGCCGCCUCAGUCACUCUUACAGAGAGGUAUUUACGAAUCGUACUCUGACGGUUCGCCUGCCAUGUUGUUUUUGGAUGGUACAGAGAGAGUGUCAGAGGACGUGCGAGAUGUGCUGAGGGGCAUGUUGGAACCUGACCAGUGGAUAAGAUACGGAGCGAACGAAGUUCGAGAGAGAUGGGAUGAGCUAGGAGUAGGGAUCGAGGAGGACAUUGAGCCUGAAGAGGCUGGACAAGGCCAGGGGGAAGGUGCAGAUGAGCGAGAGUAGUAGUGUAACUUUCUGAUAGGAACGUGGCUUUUAUUUCAAAAUAAAUGGUCCCUUUUUGGACUGAGUAAAAUACGUGUUGUUGGGAUUAGGGCGUAUCAAUUUGUUGUACGAUGAGAAGAAAUAUUAAUACCGUUAGAUCAACUUUAUACAACUUUUAGAAUGC